This is a messenger RNA of Encephalitozoon hellem ATCC 50504, 2175 nucleotides long. RefSeq lists its product as uncharacterized. The transcript has a single exon. Bases 1 to 2175 code for a protein of 724 amino acids. The record is from RefSeq and is a predicted model, not a curated record. Lineage: Eukaryota; Fungi; Microsporidia; Unikaryonidae.
AUGAGGAAGGGGGGAUAUGCUGAAGGACUUGGGUUUGAAAGGUAUAUGGACAGUAUCCUCUCUGUUCCAAGUAUUCUGAGGAAGGCUGAUGGGAAAGGAUCGUUUGUGCUCUGCUAUAAGGGCAGUCUUGAGGACGAGCCUGAGAUGGCGAGCGAUAAGAUGUUUACUGCAGUGGUGAAGCGAAGGAUCAACCAAGUUAUUGGUCUUAGGGUUGUUGAUGUGAGGAGGGGAGCCCCUAUCAAUGAUAAUGUUGAGAUGAACGAGAUCAAGACGAAUGAGGAAGGGAGGAAGCAUGGAAGCGAAGGAAUUGGGAUGGUUGACGUGGAUGAGGAUUUUUAUGACACUGUGAGGAACGAAAUGCCGGUGACUGGAACAAGGGAUGAUAGCUUUCUGUAUGUCAGAAGAAGAAUAAGUGGAUUUGAAAGCCAAGCAGAGUUCCUGUUUAGAAAGAGCUUGGAGGCUGUGGAGAGUAGAGGAACAUUUCUGUUUACUGAGUUGUAUGAUGCGGCAAGGAAGGAUGUGUUUCUAGGCAUUGUGAUGGUGGAAGGAAAGCCCAUAGUCCUGAGUAAGGGCUGUAAGGAGGUGAAUGUUGGGAUCCGGAACAGGAGUGCCGGGAUUAUAGGAAACGAUGUUCGGGGCACAUUUACGAUUAGUGUUGACGGGCUAGACGGGUCUGGAGAAGAGAUCCAAAGUGUGAAGCUAGCAUGUGGAUAUCGGGAAAGCGACUUCUGUGUGCGGUUUGGCUAUCACAGGAUGCAUAAGAUGAUAUCCACGGAGGAGCUGACAAACUAUUACCUGGAUAACAAGGCCAUUUCGCUUGUAAAGCUUUUUGAUGGGAUUGUCUGUGUUUCGCAACCUGGGAAUUUAAGGGAGAACUGCCUAAAGUUCAUAGAGCUGAAGACGAGCCUGUUUUUUGGGGAGGCGCAGAUAUCUCCAUACGAUAUAGGAAGCUCGCUGUUGUUCUUCUUCAGGAUGUUUGGUGGAAGAGGAAUGACCCAGAUAACAAACAAGAUCAUAGAGUAUGUUGAGUAUGCUCUCUGCGAAUUGGAUGUUUGCAAAGACUCUGCCAAGGAUCUGCUAUUUCUGCACGAGACAUGCAUAUUCAUAAACAGGAUUGCUUCUUUAGAGCUGCGGGAUGCAGAAGGAGGUACUCAAGUGAUUGAUGGAAAGGCCGGCUGCGAUGAUUUUGAUCCAAAAGGAGUGUGCACCGUUUCUGCGUACUACAAAGGCCAGUGCACCUGGGGGAAUGUCAUGUUCAGCUUAAGAAGAAUGGAACAUCAAGAAAGGGCAUACAGAGGAAGCCAGGAUCCUAUUGUCAGGAACACUAUUGGGGACUUUCUACUUGAAGGCCUUGCCAUUUCUGGGCCUCAGUACAAUAGAGGGCAGUCUCCAGGGCUCAGUAAGCUCUUGGAGGUGUACAGGAGGCUUGUCAUAAUUUCUAGGAAGGGCCUGACCAGGUUUGUAAAUGGAGAAAGGGCCAGCACCCUGAUUGUUUCUAUUCUUGAAGAGAACAUUGUGGAAGAUAAGGAAACCCUUCUCCUCUACACCAUUGUCAAGGACAUCUCCAAGAUUCUUCCUGUAAGGGUAUCUGUUCUUGACAAGGCGCUUGUUAAGUGUGUAGGCGAGGUUGUUUCGAUGCUGAAAAGAAGGAUAAGAAAACUUCUGAAAAAGGGAGAAGGAGAUGUUGAAGAGGUGUUUGGGCCGAUAAGGCGGUUCUAUGCAAGGCUCCGGUACCUGGACUCGAGCAUACACGAGGAGAUAUUCAAGAGCGAUUUACACCACUCGGUAGAGGAGGAGUGUUUCUACAGGCUGCGGAAGAUGCCGCCGGACACAAAGACAGGUCUAAAGCGCCUUGCGCUUUGCAGAAAGGUGCAUGAGGAGUAUCUUCGGGUUUUGGGUUCGGUGAACCGUGAGAUGGAGCUCAGCUACUGCCUGGAGGAGAAGAAGGCCUUUAUGAGGCUCUAUGAUGUCAGGAAGAUAAAGAAGAUCCUCAGGAGGCCCGAGGAGCUCGAAAAGGAGAUCCUUAAGAUGAUUGGAGAGGGGUUGAAUGUGAAUGACGAUAUACGCAACAGGUACAAGCUAUAUCUGUACGAAUGCAUCAAGGAAAAUGCAAGGAUGCUUUUUGGAGAUAAGUAUGACGAGACGAUGAUGUCUGUAAAUAAAUGCUUCAUAUAA